UAUGAAGAAAUAACUAUCGGACAAACAACACAAGCCGUUCUACAAGAGUCAAGACACGUGGCGUUAAAGAAAGCUAGAAAAAAAAUUCGUUAAAUCACACCUCCGAACCGGAGUUCAUAUCAGUUAUACAUAUGUGAGAUAGCAGGGAAUGUGUAUGGAGCAUAAUUAUAUUAUAAUCUGAAGCAGAAUGUCAUGUGAUCCAGGAAGAAGACAGGGUGCAGGUUAACAAUGUGCCGUCAGAAUAGACAUUUUGAUGCCGGACGAGGUUAUAUCAAUACAAGUAUUCAAAGUGGACUCUCCAGCUUUGCAUUAACAUAGGUUUUUCGUGGGUUGUGUGAAAUUUAAUGGAGAUCCUAACGAUGCUUACAUCGACCAUACCGCUUUGAUUUAAAGACACGCUUGCACUGAAGUUCGUCAACACGGUUAAACUAUAAUCUAACCCCACUUGGAUGACACGUAAUACCUGCGAAAUUUAUUUUCAAUUUCUUAACGGUAAAUAUUCCUUAUGCUAUUAGUGAUUGAAUUGGAUUUAUGAGGAAUUAUAGAUGUGAAAUUAUUUAUGGUUUUAUUGAAUAUAAAAAGAGUGCGAUGUCUGCCUCUCCUUAUGUCUCACGAGUCAAUCAGAUAGAUGCUGUUCAACUCGACAAUGAGAUAUACAAGAUACUGAAAUAUCAGACUGACAAGAUCACCAAAUAUCUACCUCCAGGUAGUAUUGCUAAGUGGCAGCCUGAGAUUAAUGUGCUGCUAAGUUUAGCAAUUUGGAAUUACUCUUUAAGAGCAGGUAAUGCUACCUUCGCGCAACAGUUGUUGAAUUUGAAUUAUGCAAACUUCAAUCGGAAGAAAGCUGUCUUGUAUGUAAUAUUAACUGUUCUACCGCAAUAUGUUCAAGAAAGAUUGGCAGAUGUUAGACUAGCUACAACCAGUGAAAGAAGCGAUAGAAUUAAACUUUAUAUAGAAAGAAUUUCUAGCAUUGUACAAGCUCUUUCUCUUAUAAAUUUAAUAAGCUUCCUACAUCAAGGAACUCAACCUUGUUUAGUAGAACGUAUCUUGGGAAUAUUCAGUCAGUCUACAAAGACACAUAAACCUAGAAGUAUCGGAUACUCUUAUAUGACCCGAGAGCUCCUCUGGCACAGCUUAAUGGAAUUAUUUACAAUUGGUUUACCAAUGUUAAACAUUUAUUAUCUUAAACACACGCUUAAGCGUUUCUGGUCUCGUAAGAAAGAUACAGCUUCCAUGAAAUUCCAUGGUAUCCUGAAAAUGGACCUAACAACAAAGUGUCCGCACUGUGCAGGAAAUCCUAUUUUACCAAAUUCUGCAGGCUGUGAACAUAUAUUCUGCUACUACUGUAUGAAAGCGCACUUUACUGCAACUAAAAUGUUUCAGUGUCCCACGUGCAAUAUGGACCUACAUGCACAGGAUAUGAAACCAUAUAUUGCAUUACAGUAACCUUUCCUGCUCGUUGCAAAAAGCAGAAUAACAUCUAUUUAAAAUAAAAGUGUCAGGUACACAUGUAUAAUAUAUAUUUAGCAUUGCUUACAUAUACCUUCAAAUUUCAUUGAAUAAUGAAAUCAGCAAGGAAUACUAAUUUCGUAACUGAAGUACAAACGUAUACAUGUGGUUAUUUUUUUUAAUUACAAAUCGUUAUCUCAUAUAUUGUAUAUAAGAGAAAUAAACAAUGUUUUCCAAAAA
Cephus cinctus (wheat stem sawfly) is the source of this 1689-nucleotide messenger RNA. It is a transcript of the gene Pex2, whose product is annotated as peroxisome biogenesis factor 2. The transcript has 3 exons. Gene Ontology annotation, cellular component: peroxisomal membrane. Gene Ontology annotation, biological process: protein import into peroxisome matrix. Lineage: Eukaryota; Metazoa; Arthropoda; Insecta; Hymenoptera; Cephidae. Gene Ontology annotation, molecular function: zinc ion binding. The record is from RefSeq and is a predicted model, not a curated record. The coding region runs from base 532 to 1446 and encodes 304 amino acids.